Messenger RNA from Effrenium voratum, 1513 nucleotides. NCBI's taxonomy places the organism in Eukaryota, Dinophyceae, Suessiales, Symbiodiniaceae. The record is from the annotation of a GenBank genome assembly.
ACCCGCUCUUGUGGUGUUCACCGCUUGGACAAGAAACACAAAUUUCACAUCGCCCAAUUCGAGUUCGCUAUGGCGGACCUAGAUCUUGAGAUCUUUCAUGACCGGAACUUCCAGGCGGUCGCUGCCCAGGACAUGAAGCUGAAGGACUUCACCAAAACCGUUGACCUGCACGUGCCCGGGUACACCGAGAAGAAGCGGCUGCUGGACGGGCUCAAGGACUUUGCGGGGAAGGUGGAGGCCGCAGAGAACAAGUUGUACAUGGUGAAGGCCGUUGGCAAGGUGAAGGGCAAGAUGGAGAGCGAGGAGCAUGAGCUCAUCAACAAGUACCACAGCCCGGAUUUGAAGGAGAAGGUCCAGACGCUGAGCGCCUCCGUCCAAGAGUUGAUCGACCAGGGCCGUUUGACGGUCGAGGAGCGGCCGGCGCUGCAAGAGCAGCUCGCGGCGCGCAGGGCCAGCGCCAAGGCGCAGGAGAAGGCGAAGUUGGUGGAGAGGCUGGAGCUGAUGCUGGUCAGUGUGGGCAAGGCGCAAGGCAUCGCGCAUCCGGUGGCCCAGCUCGAGGACUUCUACGCCCCGUGCCAGGAGCUGAAAAGCAUCGAGCGCUUGGAGAAAGCGCCGGAGAAGAAUUUGAGCGACUACGAUCGCAAUCGAAUCAAGAAGAAGUCCACGCUGCAAGACGAUGUGCGUCGUCUGGAGAACAAAAGCCGCAUGUGGUUCGAGACCCAUGAGGACUUCCAGCGAAGGUUGCAGAAAGCCCUCAUUGAGCUGGAGAAGCAGAAGGCGGAACAAGCCAAGCAGGAAGCUCGUGAGGCUGAAGAGAGGAAGCGCAGAGAGGAAGAAGAGGCGCUGGAAAGAAAGCGCCAGGCGCUGAAGGAGGCGGAGGAGCGGAAGGCCGCGGAGCUGGAGGCGAAGUUGGAAGCCAAGCGCCAGGAGGCCGCUUUGAAGCCUCAGAAGGCGGCGCCGCAGGCCAAGAAGAAAGAGAAAGUUCAAAGGACCAAGCUGGACCCACACGAAUUCUUCCAACCGCCUCCGCGAGAAGAGGAGGAGGAAGUGGAGGCAGCGGAGGAAGUGGAGGAAGUGGAGGAAGUGGAGGAGAGCCAGCCAAAGGCUGAGGCAGGCCCCACCACACCGCCCGAAGCGAAGAAGGAAGUGCCCAAGGUGGUCGCCACCCCGGAGCCUGUGAAGAAGGUGCCCAAGCCUCCGAAGGUGGUAGAGUCCAAGUGGGGCAAGGUGGAUGGUGCAGAAGUGGAGCUGCCCGAAGAGCUGGCUGGCCCAUCCUUGCAAGAGUCCGUGAAGGAAGCCGUCUCCGCCGCUCCCACGGCUCCCACCAAGACAGCGCCACCUGCGCCGAAGAAGAAGGAGAAGAAGAAGUUCACGAAGCUGGGGGUCAGCGACCUGGGCUUCGACGCCAACAACCCGAACUACCGGUGAGUUGAUUGGAGCAACGUGUCGGAAAAACCCGUUCCGGGCGGCCGGCGGCGAAACCCGCGAUGCCGUGUGCAGGGUUGCUCCAAGC